Archocentrus centrarchus (flier cichlid) is the source of this 3999-nucleotide messenger RNA. RefSeq names its product activin A receptor type 1Ba (gene acvr1ba). The coding region runs from base 145 to 1644 and encodes 499 amino acids. The transcript is spliced from 9 exons. Gene Ontology annotation, cellular component: plasma membrane; signaling receptor complex. The record is from RefSeq and is a predicted model, not a curated record. Gene Ontology annotation, molecular function: transmembrane receptor protein serine/threonine kinase activity; ATP binding. NCBI's taxonomy places the organism in Eukaryota, Metazoa, Chordata, Actinopteri, Cichliformes, Cichlidae. Gene Ontology annotation, biological process: cell surface receptor protein serine/threonine kinase signaling pathway; protein phosphorylation; cellular response to growth factor stimulus.
GGCUGGCUGGCAGGCUGGCUGGCUGGCUAGUAUCUUGGUGGUGGUGGUGUGCGGUUGGACUGUGGUUGUGUUUCAGGUCUGGUCGUGUUGAUAACGACACACUUCCGACGCAUUUCAUCGCGGAGAGAUGGGAAUUAUGAAGAAAUGGCUCUAAAACAAAUCGCUCCAACCCUACUGGCCCUGCUCGGGCUGGUGGCCGUCGGUAAUGCUUUACGUUGCAACUGCACAAACUGUGAGAAGACGGGCUAUGAGUGUGAGACAGAUGGUGCCUGUAUGGCUUCAACUUACUAUGUCCAAGGGAAGGAGGAACACGUACGUGUCUGCAUCAACCAGGACAGCCUUGUCCCCCCUGGACAGCCCUUCUACUGUUUGAGUGCUGAGGGCUUCUUCAAUACUCACUGCUGCUAUGUAGAUUACUGCAACAGCAUUGACCUGAAAGUCCCAGUCCCAACCAAGGGGGGGGACUGGUCAAGCCAAGUAAGCAGUUGGGGGCCAGUGGAGCUGGUGGCGGUGAUUGCAGGGCCCGUGUUCCUGCUGUGUGUGUUGCUGAUGGUCGGCGUGUUCCUGUUCCAGUAUCACCAGAGGGCCUACAGCCACAGACAGAGGCUGGAGGUAGAGGAUCCCUCCUGUGACCACCUAUACUUGGCUAAGGAUAAGACCCUGCAGGACCUAAUCUAUGACAUGUCCACCUCUGGAUCAGGCUCUGGUCUGCCCCUGUUUGUGCAGCGGACGGUGGCCAGAACUAUCGUGCUGCAGGAGAUAAUAGGAAAGGGUCGCUUUGGUGAGGUGUGGCGAGGGAAGUGGAGGGGAGGUGAUGUGGCAGUGAAAAUCUUCUCAUCCAGAGAGGAGCGCUCCUGGUUCAGAGAGGCUGAAAUCUACCAGACAAUCAUGUUACGGCAUGAAAAUAUCCUAGGAUUUAUCGCAGCAGACAAUAAAGACAAUGGCACUUGGACUCAGCUCUGGCUGGUGUCAGAUUAUCAUGAGCAUGGCUCUCUUUUUGACUACCUGAAUCGCUACUCUGUCACUAUUGAGGGGAUGAUCAAGUUGGCACUGUCAGCUGCCAGUGGGUUGGCACACCUGCACAUGGAGAUCCUAGGCACUCAGGGUAAACCUGGCAUUGCUCACCGUGACCUCAAGUCAAAAAAUAUUCUGGUUAAGAAGAAUGGCACAUGUGCCAUAGCUGACCUCGGUCUGGCAGUCCGCCAUGAGUCUAUCACAGACACAAUUGAUAUAGCACCGAACCAGCGUGUGGGCACUAAGAGGUAUAUGGCUCCAGAGGUCCUGGAUGAAACCAUCAACAUGAAACACUUUGAUUCCUUCAAGUGUGCCGACAUUUAUGCACUGGGCCUGGUGUAUUGGGAGAUUGCGCGUCGCUGUAAUGCAGGAGGCAUCCACGAGGAGUACCAGCUACCAUACUAUGACCUUGUGCCCUCUGACCCAUCCAUAGAAGAGAUGAGGAAGGUGGUGUGUGACCAGAAACUGAGGCCCAAUGUGCCCAAUUGGUGGCAGAGCUAUGAGUCACUGCGCGUGAUGGGGAAGAUCAUGAGGGAGUGCUGGUAUGCCAACGGAGCAGCCAGACUGACAGCUCUGCGUAUCAAGAAGACUCUGUCUCAGCUCAGUGUGGAGGAGGAUGUGAAGAUGUGAGCGGACAGGUGGCGGAAAGACGCUCUGGAGACGCACAACCAGACAACACUCCCAUAGGAAACAAAAACUAAAGACAGACUGCAAAUAAAAACCCUGCCAGUUUUAAAGCCACACUCCAAGUUGUGACAAGGCCUACCUCACCUUUUUAGCCAAAACUACUGAGAAUCACCCUUCCUCCUCUUGACUUUUCCCCACUUCCCUUUGCUCCUCAUGUCUCUUCCUCCUUCCCUCUGACUCCCUUCUCCACGGGCCACAACACUACAGCACUACCACUGUUAAUAUCAUCACUCAACCUUUCUUUUUUUUUUUUUUUUUUUCUUUUUUUUUUUUUGGGUCGUCUCCCAUGGCAGGAAUUAUAACUCUUGUACAGCGAGAGGAGUCUUCUGUUUUUGAUCAGGUUUUUGUUUUUUGGACCUCUCUGAAAUUGUCCAGAAGAGUCAGGCAAGUUGUGGGUUUCGAGUUUAGGACUUUUCAUUCUGUUGGCCAUACAUCACAUUCUGUCGCUGUAAGGGGGGAAAAGAGGCUGAAGCACUGUUUUAUAGUUGUGUGUAAAAAGGUGUCUGGACUACUAGCAUGUUCCCAAGACACUAAGUCGUCUACUGGUGUAGGCUAUAGUUCAUUAGACAAAAUCAGUUAUUGGACAUGUGGUAAUUAAGCAUGAACAGCUGGAUUGUGCUUCUUUUUUUUUUUUCUUUUUUUUCUUUAAUCCCUCACUUGAAUAUUCUUCAAACACAAAUUAGUUGCACUCAACUGUAGCUUCCUCAUCGUGUGUGUGUGUGUGUGUGAGACCGGGCAGGUGUCACAUAGCAGAUGCGGUCCGGUCCUGGUGUUAGUUUGAAAUGUGGCAGGGAUAAUGUUUGGGAUGGUUUUAAUUUUUAUUUAUUUGUUCAUAGUUUUUAUUGCAUAUUGAUGAACACUGUGAGAUGAGACGUGACAAACUAGAGUCUUGAUAUGAAAAUUAAUGUUGUAGUUCAGUCCAAGUCUUCGGAUUCGUGGGUUAUUGCAUUCAUUUUUUUAAGUAAGAUGCUGUUUGAAAACGAAUGCAGCCGCAACCCUCGGUGGUGACAGGCGAAGACAUCUUACACACGGUGCAAAUAAGAGGUGUAUGAAAUGGCAAUGAAAAAUACUUUGUUUUUUAAAAUGUCUAUUUUUUUUUUUGUGUAAGAUCAUGAUGGGUGUUUUUCUUCUGGCUUUAACAUUAGACACUACUGAUGAUGGGUACAUAUGAUUUGUAUAUAAAACAUAUACAUAUGAAACAUGCUUUUUUUUUUUUUGUUUGUUUGUUUGGUUUUUUUCCCCAUCUUUUUAUGCCACAAGCUCCAGUGUGAACAGUGAUUUUGAUUGGAUGGUACUUUCACAAGUCUGUUUGAUCGGUCUGUAUGGUUUCUAACAGCAAGGAAAUGGACUGCAUUAUCUGCUGGAAUUUGUGUUUCACUUGCGCCUCUCAUGGUAAUUUGGUGGUACUACUGAUCCCUGGCCGUUUUGCUGCAACUCAUGUUUUGUUUUGUUUUUUUUGUUUUUUUUGUCGAGCUCUUUGAAGAGCCCAGUAGUGCAGAUCUGUUUCUACAUACAUCUUCUGGGGUGACAUCUUUCUCAUUGACACUGGAAUACUUAGGAGCUUCUUGUAAACCUUAAAAUUCUGAUACUGCCACCGGCUAUUUAUUCAGAAAUCCAGACGACUGCUGACAGUUUGCACACAGAGAACAUACAGUUAGAUGUAAAACGUAGUUGAAGUUUUACCUUCAAAGACUGACAUGCUGUAAAGAGAAACUGCAUGUUUUCAUUCUGCCUCUGCAUUUGAGUCUGUCUGCAGACGGGACUAUGAAAGUAUUACACUGACAUUUGUCACCAUUGGGCUCUGCACUGUUAUGUCCACAAGGGCGAUUAGUUAAUGUUAGUUAUUCCAUCACUUGAUCCAGAAUCCAUGUGUCAUGUUGGUAUCCAUUUUUGCAUGCUGUCUCAAACACUGGGUCCUCUGCACUGAGGUAGAUGAACUUAAGGCGUGUAUUUCCCACUUCGUGUAUAUGUUUGUGUGUGUGAGAGUGUGAGGGGGGGGUUGGUUUUGUUUUUUUGUCAUUGGCUGUGUACCCCAGAAAUGUUGCUGCUACUGUUAACAUGGGUCGAAGUUCAGCAGGCAGAGUGUAGUGAAUAAAGGAAAAGGGAGGGGAAGUGGGAGAUUGCUGUCAGUUGAACCAAAAUUGUCAAAACACUCCUGUCCAUGUUUGGUUUGUUGCCAUGGGUAUAUGACCAUCAGACAUCCUGUUCAUAGGUAAUAAAAAUAAUAUUGUGCAGAUCUUUUCAGAAUUAGUUCAAAAGUGUAUAUAGAUGAUAUACAAUAAAAUCCUCUUUUUCUUA